Molecule: messenger RNA, 1377 nt
Organism: Ixodes scapularis (black-legged tick)
Lineage: Eukaryota; Metazoa; Arthropoda; Arachnida; Ixodida; Ixodidae
Product: suppressor protein SRP40
Exons: 3
Coding region: 344-1273 (309 amino acids)
Source: RefSeq, a predicted model, not a curated record
CGAAGAACUCGGACUUGGGGCGUGAAGGGACUCCAGUAUCGAGACUAUUUCGGUUUGAGGCUGCAACUAAAGGUGUUGGUUGCGCCGACUCUAGAAAAACACGAAGUGCAAUUUUUCACGUGUUCAAAAGAAACGGAUUUCAAGCUUAGUGUACUAGCCUUGUCCUGACAAGUUUACGAGAGCGGUGCAGCUGCCAGCGUGACGCAAGUAGGAAGCCCGGUUGUCGCUACGGAGAGCCUAGGGAGGUGCUGGACCGACAGUAGCGAAAUAGCGUCAAUAUAAAUAGAAGCAGCCUGUCCAUCAGCUAAGCAGUGCAAGGAACGGAAGGCUUGGGAUUCCCAAGAUGGCCAGAAUUCUUCCGAAACUUAUUCUGGGAGUCACGCUGCUGCUUCUGGUGUCAGGAGCUCCUAUUCCCGAUGAGCCUCAGCCAGGAACCGAAGAGGAACACUUUUCUGGAGCUAAUACGCUAAAUUCGGGUUCUCCUUCCACGGGACUCUUAGAACCACCAGGAAGCAAUACAGCCGAGUUUCCGGCUGAGGAUGAUGCUCCCGUAGACAUGUCGUCUGGAGAAAGCUCAAGCUCAAGUUCAGAUAACUCAGAUAGUUCUGAUAACUCUGAUGGAUCAUCUCAAGAAGUCCCAGCGGAAAACCAAGGGUCAGGAACACCUGAUGAAACUCCUAGCGGAGAACCAGGGGUCCCUUCUGAAGGUCCUACAGACCUUACAAACGAAAGUGCCGGCGUUAUUCCUGAAGGAUCUGCCGGAGCGCUACCACUUCCAGCUGAAGAAAGUUUACCUCCUGUACCGCAAGCUGCCGAUGGUGCAGUAGUCCCCGAAGAAGCCCCCGUUGUACCAGCAGUCGCCCAUGGCGCCGGAGCACCAGACCUGACAGUUCCACGAGUUUUUCCGCUUGAAAAUCCCUCAGGAGCGCAGCCCUUUUUGCCAGGACACAAAUUAGUGCACGAGCAGAAGACAGAAGGCAGUCAGCAGGACUCUUUCAGCGAGGCUGAACAAGCGGCGGCCCAGGCGAGCGGAGCAUCGGCAUCUGGGAAUGCUGUGAAGAAUGUGCAUGGUUACUCAAAUGAAGGAGGAUUUCGAAAAACCGACGGCUUCUCUGAGCAGAGCGAGAAUAGGUACGGCUCGGGAAACUUCCAGGGCAGCGAAGGCUUUGACCAAACCAGCAGCGGACACCAGGGUUCCUUUGCGGUUAAGAGCUAUGGUGUCCACGGCAACCCCAGCUACGCGGAUGCCCUGAAAGUCGGCUUCGUUCCAUGAAAGAGCCCCUUCAACGUGACGCCAAAGACCAUCUUAAUAUUAAACACACCAUGCGUUCGCACAAGGCGUGUGGAACAUCAAAUAAAGUUGUUUUUCCCUAGUAA